AUGGUAUUCCACUCGCUUACCGACGCACCCCGCGAUUUCAGGGAGGGAAUCGACUGGUUGGUGGCGCUGAAGGGAACUGAUUUCAAGAAUAAUUUGAAAGCUAUCAGUGACGCAGUUUACAACUUUCUCGCAGACAAGCCGGUUGGCUCUAGCAAGUUGCCAAUUUUCAAGUAUGUUACGCUUAUUACCAAAGAGUUCUUGGAACAAGAUGGGCUUAAAGACCAUAAACCCGUAAAACUGAUGCUGACGAGAUUCAAUAGCCCUAAGGAUGAAAAACCCAAUGUCUGUGCAAUGUUACUUAAAGCUGACGGCGAUAGAGAUCAUACGCAGAUCGCAGAUGAGUGGCGUCUCAAUGCUAAAAAUAUUGCAGAGAACUUAGCUAAAACUGUGAAUGGCUGUGAGAAGUUCUUGCAAAAUGUGAGAAUCCCUCACCAGUAUGAAUCUGCUUACAGCUCAGAAGCGACGUGGGAGAAAUCAUGUUCCGAAAAGCCGGAAGAUUGUGCAGCUGUCUUCGUGGGUAUUGCGCCAAUGCUGUACACUGGGUUGAUGUCUUUGUUGCAUUCGACCGACGAUUCUCUCUUUAGAUUGGCACCGGAUAUGGCGAAAAAGAAGUUGGAAACUUUAUUGAACACUUUGCGUUAUGUGAAGCCGGAAUGCCGCGCUAUCAUGGGCCCUUCAGACGUAGCCCAAGUGUUGAGCGUUGUGGACCACGAUGCGUUGGCAACGCUUGGCGAACUUUCCAAUUUUUGGACAUACCACGGAUUAGACAGUGCAGGAGUUGCAGAAGCUCUUAAGUACUACCAUAGCAAAUAUGGAUCCUAUCCAAUAACUGGAGGUGACAAUGGCGUUAACAUGGGUUUGGUAAAUGCCUGGAAUUCCAAGCUGGCUAAGAAGCCUGCCAAAACAGGCAAUGCACUCGGAUCGGACAACAUUUAUUAUCCUGGUGUGCCCACAGUGGCUAAUCUAAACGCUGCCAGCCCCAUUUAA
Messenger RNA from Babesia bigemina, 987 nucleotides. RefSeq lists its product as hypothetical. NCBI's taxonomy places the organism in Eukaryota, Apicomplexa, Aconoidasida, Piroplasmida, Babesiidae. The coding region runs from base 1 to 987 and encodes 328 amino acids. The record is from RefSeq and is a predicted model, not a curated record. The transcript has a single exon.